CAGUUGUUUUGUGAAAGUCUGUCGCGUAGCGCAUCGCGGAACGUGCAGCCAGCCGCUCGAGCCUUGUGUCGCAGCCCCUCGUUCAGACGGACGUCGUCGAGACACGUGUCGCCGCUCAGCCAUGAAGAUGAGGAAGAGACCCAACAUCCUGCUCACAGGAACCCCUGGGGUUGGAAAGACCACUCUGGGGAAGGAGCUGGCCCAGCGGACCGGGCUGACCUACGUCAACAUAGGAGACCUGGCCAAGGAAGGUCAACUUUAUGACGGCUAUGACGAAGAGUACCAGUGCCCGAUUCUGGAUGAGGACGCGGUGGUGGACGAGCUGGAUGAAAAGAUGAUCGACGGCGGGGUGAUCGUCGACUACCACGGCUGCGACCUGUUCCCCGAGCGCUGGUUCCACAUCGUCUUCGUCCUGCGCACCGACAACACCCAGCUGUACACGCGGCUGGAGAGCAGGGGCUACAUGGGCAAGAAGCUGCAGGACAACGUGCAGUGUGAGAUCUUCCAGACCAUCUUGGAGGAGGCCAUGGAGGCCUACAGCGACGAGAUCGUCCACCAGCUGCCCAGCGACACCCCCGAGGACCUGGAGCGCAACCUGGAGCAGCUGGUCCAGUGGACCGAGCAGUGGAUGAAGGACAACAACUAGGACCGCCGACCCCAAACAUAUGUGGACGAUAUAAGAAAAGAACAUUUAAUUGUAGAUAUUUUCCAAUCUGCGUUUAUUUUUCUUCAUAGCUCGUCGCCGUCGUGGCGACGUUAUCGCUUCUUUUCUUUUCUUCUUUUCCAGUGGCCCCUCUCGCCUGCCGGGUGGAAUCACAACCAGUCACAUGAUUAUGAACCAUUGCAAACGAGUGUCGAGCCAAAGCACUCGUGUCAUUGAUCACUUUGUUUUUUAAAUAAAUAAAUGACCACUGGGAAACAA
Molecule: messenger RNA, 922 nt
Organism: Pseudoliparis swirei
Lineage: Eukaryota; Metazoa; Chordata; Actinopteri; Perciformes; Liparidae
Gene: ak6
Product: adenylate kinase 6
Exons: 6
Coding region: 122-646 (174 amino acids)
Cellular component (GO): nucleus; cytoplasm
Molecular function (GO): AMP kinase activity; ATP hydrolysis activity; ATP binding
Source: RefSeq, a predicted model, not a curated record